Messenger RNA from Fibroporia radiculosa, 1848 nucleotides. RefSeq lists its product as uncharacterized. The coding region runs from base 1 to 1848 and encodes 615 amino acids. The record is from RefSeq and is a predicted model, not a curated record. NCBI's taxonomy places the organism in Eukaryota, Fungi, Basidiomycota, Agaricomycetes, Polyporales, Fibroporiaceae. The transcript is spliced from 11 exons.
AUGCCAUUGCCAUUCAAUGCCUGGUCUUCAUCGUCGAAAGGUACUAGGUUCCCCACGCCAGUAUUGGGCGGCUCAACGUCUGGUUCGAUGUCGGAGAGCCCAAAGGAAGCCAUGAUCGCAGUCAUGGGCGAACAAGAAUGUAUGAAGUCAGCUUUCGUCCAGUUGUGCACUGAAUCCGCCUUUUCAUCCGACAUGAACGAGUCUGAAUCCGAUGCGGGAUCGUGCACAAUUGUGCAGACGAGUGUUUCGAGACAACAAGUUACUCUCGUCAUCCUACCUAAACUCAACAGUGGUAAGAACCCUCACUCUGAUGUCCAAAGUUUCAAGACAAUAGCGAACACUGUGACGCAAUUAUAUAAAGACAACCGCCGCUUGAACGGAAUGGUUUACAUCUCUAACGCGACAACCGAGAUCCGGAAACGCGACGUCUCUUUGUUUGAGCUACUCUGCGGCAAGGAUUUCAUGCAGAAUGUGAUUCUCGUCUCCGUGGGAUGGGGGUUAGGUAUCGGGAAAAAGUCAACUCUUGGCGAGCGCACCACGGAAUCUACAUGGCCGCAGUUCAAGAAUAUCAUGGACAAUGGCGGGCAAGAAAUACGGCUGCAUAACACGUCUUCGUCUGCACGCGACAUUCUCAAGCGACUCAUCCGCAAGCAACCACGAACUCUCCAGAUACAGCGCGAGCUGGUCGACGACCAGAAGAACAUUUGGCAGACAGUCAUGGGGGCAGCCCUAAAACGUGAACUAGAAGAAUUAUCAAAGAUGUAUGCCGAUGUUUACAUGCAAGCGCAGGGUGAGUCGCCACAAUCAUCCGAGGAUAUGAAGAAGAUGCAGAUGCAGAUGGGUUCACGACAGUCAAAUCGCGAGAUAAGACAGCUAGCAGAUAUCAACAUGUCAAUCGAAGAUGUGACCGCGAAUACGAUGCGAAUGGGGGUAGGAUCGCAGCAGCUAAUCCAUCAAGCUCAGAGGCCACUAGAAAUCAAGACGUACUCUGAUGCAACAUCAAGGGCGCCUGACCUAAUGCAGGUGGAACAUACGCAGGUAACUCGCCAAGCAGAACGAUCAGCAGACAUCGAAAUGGCUGUCGUCGAUGCAAGUGCGAGGAACUCGCGAGCACAGUUCACACGCCCAGCGGCGCAAUCCAUGGACAUUAAGAUCCUAGGCGGCGAUGACGAAAGCCGUGGAUCCCGCCGGCGCAAGUCAGAUUCAGAGCAUGAAUACCCCGAAUCCAAACGUCUCCAACUCGUGAAAAAUGAGGAUGAUACUUGGGGCAGUCGCUCAGCAUCGUCAGAACCAGCCGGCAGAAAACAUUUGUCUGUCGCGUCACGGGUGAACCAUCCGGUUGCCCCCACUCCUACCAACACUCCACAAUCAACUCAGAUGCCGUCCACACCUUCGCCCAUCUGGUUCUAUCACAAGCAUGAUCCAUACUAUGGAUUUACGAACUUUUCUCCUCAUCCAGUGGAUUACAAUGGGAAGUCGUACCCGACCAGCGAGCAUCUGUUCCAAUCGUUUAAAUUCAUGGAACACAGGCCGCUGCUCGCGGAGCAUAUCCGGACAUGUUCCGAUCGACCAAGCGUGGCUUUCUCGGAAGCUCGUCGUUUCAAUAACGAAGUGCGCAGCGAUUGGAUACAAGUGAAUAUACAGAAGAUGGAAGAGACCCUCAAGCUCAAAUUCACUCAACACGCCAAGCUACAAGCAGAGUUGCUUGAAACUGGGGAGGCGGAUUUGAUAGAGGCGAAUGCGUUCUGGGGCAUAGGGAAAGAUAAAAAGGGCGAAAAUCAGCUAGGAAAGGCGCUGGUGAGAUUGCGUACGCAGCUUCGCAAAGAGCUUCACAUCGCGCAUCCUUAA